Schistocerca piceifrons (Central American locust) is the source of this 569-nucleotide messenger RNA. RefSeq lists its product as uncharacterized. The transcript has 4 exons. The coding region runs from base 44 to 553 and encodes 169 amino acids. The record is from RefSeq and is a predicted model, not a curated record. NCBI's taxonomy places the organism in Eukaryota, Metazoa, Arthropoda, Insecta, Orthoptera, Acrididae.
GUUAUGACAGAGAGCAGCUUGUCAACGGCGGGUGUGGCAGAAAAUGAAAUCGUAUAGACAUUGGUUUAUUGUUUUCCAAUGUAUAACAUCUUUGUUUGUACGGGGAACUUCCAGUGCUCAGUGUUGGCUAAAUGGGGACGAACUGAGCCUGGAAAACACAAAUGGAACAAGUGCUUCCCUGAGACGGAAAGAAGGGCUUCUGACGUGCCCUGGUCCAGGUGACCCUAGUCAUUAUACAGAGUGCUGUUGGGAUUCACGUUAUCAGUGCUGCCCUGUCCAGUCAGCAGUGUCAAUGGAUGAUCAGCUUGUGAAGGUUGUUGGUGUUGCUGUCAUAUCCUCCUGCCUACUCCUGACUGUGGGUACUAUUGUCUGCUGCUUCUGGAGCCGGUGCCCUCUCUACAAUGCCUGUCGCAUCAACUACACACAUGGCACCAGUAUAGCAUAUGCCAAAGAUGAUGAUGUAGCAAAUGGAAUAAUGCCUCCAGAAGAAAAAAGCAAUCAGCAUCACUAUACACCAAAUGCUGUAAACAUCAAACAAUUUGAAAAUGUCUAGAUCUCAGUGAUUAAUG